GAACACAAUGCGUGCCGGGUUUGUCUAUUACGCAAGCAGCUAACGAAACUACCGACGCCAUCUAUUUAAUAUUUCUAAACUUGGAUUCAAUCCUAUAAGCGGAUUGUAUUAAAUAAUGUAUCGUAUCUAUGCGUUUCUGCAACAGACCGUGCGUAUUUGGAACUUGAGUCGUCUGGCAUUCGAGACGUGUGCACUGGUCGCCUUACCCAUUAGGCUAUUGCCGCUUCUAGAAAUACACGUCUCGCCCUGUGGACGAACAAGACUGAUGGUGCAUGUUAGCAUUAUUUAAACAGAUGCUGUUCAAGCUCUCGACUGAAUUGAACCAUUAUAGUAUAAGCUAGUAUAAGCCAAACAACAAUUAUCUUUUUGUCUUUUUUAUCACAGAGCGUUCAUGUCGCGACUCCGUUCACAUUGUUUGGGAACUUAUAAAUCAUAUUUUAUUUAAUUUAACUGAAAGGAUUGUAGUUAAGUUCAUAUACUGCGCGAGUGAAAGUGAUUAGUAUAUCGCGCUAGUCACGUAAGGACAACACAUAAGCACACGUCCAAUGCUUACGUCAAUAUUCAGUUUGGAAGUACGUGCUACGAGAUGAGGGUCACACCUUUUGUGAAGCAGUGCUUUGCGGUAUCGAGUGUCGUCCUGAACAUGAUGUCGUAUGGCCUUGUGGCCGGAUUCAACGCUUCCCUGUUCUCUGAACUCAGGAGGACCCGAGAGAUACCUCUGGACAUACAUUCAGAGUCUUGGUUGGCAUCUUUGAUCGGAUUAACGCUUUUUGGGGGCUCUGUGAUUAGUUCACUAGUGAUGGAAGCCAUUGGACGGAGACCAGCUAUUCUAGCGAGUUCAGUUUUUAUGAUUUGCGGGUGGAUAUUGCUCAGUCUAGCUUCAUCCUUUCCUGUCUUGUUAACGGCGAAAAUUUGUCAUGGAAUAUCCUUUGGAUUAGGUACUAUAGGAACUAUUUUAAUAGCAGAAUACAGCAGCCCCAGACAUAGGGGAUCUUUUAUAGCAACUUCACCAACUGCUAUAUUAUUCGGUAUAUUAAUUGCACAUUCUCUUGGAAUGUUUUAUAGUUGGCAUGGAUUAUCUAGAAUCCUACUCUUUUUCUCUUUACCUGGUUUAAUUGCAGCUAUAUUUUCGCCAGAAUCACCGAGCUUUCUGGUAACUAAGGGACGUUACGAUGAAUGCAGGAAAGUUUUCCGCUGGUUGAGGGGAACAGAUGAGAAUGACGAACUCGAAACAAUGAUUAAAACUCAUAUGGUACUUAAAGCAAAUAAGCAAAGGCAGAGAAUUAAAGUAUUAACAUUAAUCAAGAACAAAGCGACAUGCAUCGUGACAGCUUUUAAAAAGAGAGAAGUUCGAAUUCCAAUAAUUAUUUCGAUGCACUUGAUGGCUAUAAAUCAGUUCUGCGGGUCUACGGUUAACGACAUGUAUGCUCUAGACGUCCACACCGCGUUGUACGGAACUAAUGUCUACAUGUUCAAAGUAAUGACGUCACUAGAUGUGCUAAGACUCACUGCGGCUCUGUCAGCAGUUUAUAUAACAAAAAAAUUAGGGCGGCGUUCCAUGCUGCUAAUAUUUGUGUCCUUGAAUAUAUUCGUCAACCUGUGCCUAGCUGGACACAUUUUUGCAAGACAACGUGAUCUUCUACCUGCUUCACAUAUGGUAAUAGGUGUCAUUCUGCAUCAUUUUCAAUGCUUCAUUAUGGGGACUGGAUCCAUACCCUUGAUAUUUGUAAUUGCUGGUGAAAUAUUCCCUUUGGAAUAUAGGGGUUUAUGUUGGAUGGUGUCAAGUAUAUUCAGCUCCACUUUCAUGUUCGUGAACAUCAAAUCAGCUCCGUAUCUGUUCUCGUUGUUCGGCGUUGACGGGACGUUAUGUUUUUAUGCUUUGAUUCUUGCCUAUAGUCUAGUUGUCACUCGUAUUUAUUUACCGGAGACUAAAGACAAAACUCUUCAGGAAGUCGAAGAUGAAAUUAGGGGAUUCGCUCUCCUCAGUCACGAAGAAGCGUUUGAGUUGAAGAGUGAUAAAGCGGAUGGGGAAGAUUAAGAAUUUUAAAACAAUGUGUUUCAGAAAGGCAGGGUAAACGUCUUUUAUGCUAAUUGUCAGAAAUCAGAUUUUGUUAGAUUUUCUACAUUAAAGCUGACGCAAUAUGUACGGGCUCAGCAUCCGUUCCUUAAAUAUUGACUGUUUAGCGGUGUCUGGUAGAAAUAACGGACUUAACUCCCCUAUCCUUAAGUUCGGAGUUCUAAGCUUUUGGGACAGUUACGAAAUGAAAUUUUACAAAAUUUCAGACUAUACUUUUAAACAUAAAAUAAUAUGCCAAAUAAAAAGAAUGAUCACACUUUUCAUUUGAACUAUAUAAUUUUCACUGUUUUAUGUGGCAGUGAAACUUUUCUUCAAUGUGAUGAAUAACAUUUUCAGAUCUGUAGGAUGGCCGGUCAUCUUUCAAGUUCACCAGUUCGGUAGUUUCCUUUUCAUCACGUAGACCAAGUAGAGGUAAGCUGGCUAUGUGUAGCUUGGUGUAUUCUAAAUUUUCUGUAUUAUCUUGAUGUAUUUUAAUAUUAAGUCUAGGGUAUUAAUUUGACUAUAGGUAUCCAGAAUUAGUAUAUAGGGGUCUUGAAUUUUCUGAUGUGAUAUCUCGUCCAUACAGUAGGGUUUGGGGUAUUUCUUCGUUUUGCGUAUAGAUAAUCCAAUGUUGGGGCUUAAGUUUUAUCUUCUCUAUAAUUGCUAGAAGUAGGAGGGAAGAUUUUACGUUCUCUACGGCAUCAUUAGGUCAGUUGUACAGAGGUCUUAUAUAUAAUAUGUUGUAGCGUGUACGUUGUAGUAUGUUGUAGUAUAACGUGGAGAGCUGAAUUCAUUCAUCACCCAGCAUGGCUAAGUCGAUCGUCUGAUCUUAGGCUCUUCCGCUAAAGGUUAAAGUUAAUUUGGUUUGAUUAUUACGGUUGAGUUUCGAUAUAAUGCAGAUAAGUAUAUCAAUUUCAAAUUGAUGUAAGAUUAUUUUUCAAUUAGAGAUACCUAGUCGUAUUUCUAAGAAGUCAGUCAUUUGAUUUUCUUUAAAAUAGGCUUUUAAUGUUAUCGUUUGCUGUAACUUUACUAAGUGUUUUAAAUUAGAUGUAAAAACGAAAUUUCCUAAUUUAUUAUCCUCGAGUGAACUUAGAAGUUUGCUAGAUAUUAUACAAUAAUUAUAUGGUGCUACUAAUCUACUUAGUGAAAACUAGUCGUCUCUAUUUAUUUAAAUCUAACAUGAAAUGCCUGUAAAAAUGUGAAGAUUUCGAUAGUAUGCAGAUAUUAUGAUGAAAUACAAAAUAUUCGAUUUGUUAACUUUGUGUGAAAUAUGCUAGUAAUAUUGAAAUGUCUAUAAUUAAUUGAUUAGGAUCAGAGGUUUCUAUUCACUUAAGCGUUGAGUUCCUCAUAAUUUGUAUCAAUAUCGUUUCUUUUUUGUUAUCAGGCUGUUGUUAAUUUGUUUUGAUUUUAUUUUCUUAAAUAAUUUAUCAAAUAAUUCUUAAUGGCCAAUGGUCAUCGUAAUUCAGCCUUUCGGUAACGAUUUUAAUCCAUUUUCCGAUUGGAUUUUGGAUUGAUUGGACCAUAGAAAGGGUGAUUUGUUAGUUUUCUAACAAUUACGUUAUUCAUAUCCUUGUUCUUUUAUAUCUAUAAAUUUCUUAUGAUCCAUUUAAUUCUGGAAUUGUUUGUAAUAAGCUUUAAAUUGAUAUGACACAGUAAUCAUUCUUGCGUUAUUUUAUUUACCCGUUUCACGGCCUAAUUCCAAGAUUUUUAUUUAAUUCCUGAAGUCGAUUGGACUUAUAUGAGGUAUACGCGCCUAGGGGAAUUUUAAGGGCCAGGUUGCACCAUCCUGAUUGCUGUCAGGAGGUGCUUGUGAAGUCUGUUUAACAUUCUUUAUUGGAACUUUUGUACUCUGGUUUUUAUUUUAGUUGAAAUCAUGUUGCUAUUAAUAAUAUCAGAAACCUUUGCCCUUUUUUAUUUAAAAAUAUUUAAUUAAUAUUAUUCGUAAUUAAGCGAAUAUCCAAUAAUGUUAAUAGUAUAAUGUUUUAUAAAUAAUAAUAAA
Bombyx mori (domestic silkworm) is the source of this 4055-nucleotide messenger RNA. Its product is annotated as sugar transporter protein. Gene Ontology annotation, molecular function: transmembrane transporter activity. The transcript is spliced from 3 exons. Bases 587 to 2038 code for a protein of 483 amino acids. Gene Ontology annotation, biological process: transmembrane transport. Gene Ontology annotation, cellular component: membrane. The record is from RefSeq and is a predicted model, not a curated record. NCBI's taxonomy places the organism in Eukaryota, Metazoa, Arthropoda, Insecta, Lepidoptera, Bombycidae.